AUGGCUGGGGAGGAUGAGAUUGAAGGGAGAAACAGAGAUGAUGAUGAACAAAUGCAUUACAAUUCCACCAAUUUAUCCUCAGAUUGGCCGUUUAACAGUUCCAAUGAUCUUACAAACACAUCGAUGGCCAUGGUUACCUCAAGCAACCCCAUGAACAACAACACUCCAUGUUCUUCAGCUUCCAUGAUCGAUUCCUUUUGCCAUACGCCUCCCACCAUUUGGGAUCACAAUCCUACAAAUCCUCAAAGCUUAGGAGCUUUCUGCGAUAUGAAUUUACAGAACAAUCCGACCACUUCAUCAUCCUCACUUGGGUUCCGAAAAGGAAAUCUCCACACCCCUUCACGAAACCUCGACAUGUCUUGGCCCCCACCAAAUUCCGCCAUUAAAAGAGGCGGUAUGUUCAUACCACCACCACCAGCUGCUACUUCCACCAUGCUUCCUCACACUUUAUCUCAAUUCCCAGCUGAUUCAGGUUUCAUUGAAAGAGCAGCCAGAUUGUCGUCGUUCAGUGCAGGUAACUUCGAAGACAUGAUAAACCCUUUUGGCAAUGGACCUGAAUCAUCUUUAAGUCCUUAUUCUAGUAGACCAGUUCAAGAGGGUUUUGUAAACGGGUUCAAAUCGACAUCUGGCGAAGGGUCUAAAGACAUUCCACUUCCUGUAGACUGCGAUGGAAGUCAACCCAAGAACGAUGCCAGACAGGGUGGUUCUGGUUUUUCCGGCAACAAUCUUCCUGGUGAAGCUGAAUUUAGUGAAGGCGGACAAGAUGAGACUUCAAACGAGGGACUUGGCUCAAAGAAACGAAGAAGAAGUGAUCAGGAUACUGAUUACAACCAAGUCAAAAGAUCCCCACAAACACCUAAUGAAUCUACAAAAAACAACACUGAAAUCCAACAAAUGGGUGACAAGAAUCCAAAUUCAAUUGCUAAUAAAUCAAGUGGUAAACAUGGAAAACAAGUAUCUCAAUCAUCCGAUGGACAAAAAGAAGAAUACAUUCAUGUAAGGGCAAGAAGAGGCCAAGCUACCAAUAGCCAUAGUCUUGCAGAAAGAGUAAGAAGGGAGAAAAUUAGCGAAAGAAUGAAGUUUCUUCAAGAUCUUGUCCCUGGAUGUAGCAAGGUCACAGGAAAAGCUGUUAUGUUAGAUGAAAUUAUUAACUAUGUACAGUCGCUACAAAGACAAGUUGAGUUUUUGUCAAUGAAGCUUGCUACAGUUAAUCCCCGAAUGGAUUUUAACCUUGAAGGACUUAUAGCAAAAGAUAUGCUUGAAUCGCGAGGGGUGCCUUCUGCUUCGCUUGGUUUUGGUGCUGACAUGGCAAUGGCUUAUAACCCAUCACAAAUGGCAAUCAUGCAAGGUGGAAUUUCUGGUUUAGGAAGCUCAUCAGAUGCAGUGAGAAGAACAAUUAAUUCCCAUUUAAUGGCCAUUGGUGGAGUAUAUAAAGAUCCUACUUCUCAGGUACCUAGCUCGUGGGAUGAUGAGCUUAAUAACAUAGUUCAAAUGGGAUUAAAUCCUAGUAGUACUCAAAAUUUAGGAUCAACACCUCCAAGUCAUCUGAAAGCUGAACCCUAAGAGAGAUAUUAGGUUUCAAGAAAAGGGUCGUCAUGUAAUUAAUCAGUGGAUAUUCUUUUUGGUUAAUCUCUAUAUAGAAAACAGCAAAAGAAGGUUGAUACAUAUAAAUCAUAUAUAGCAGAUGGGAGUCGAGUUGCUCAUUAGUAAAAAAAAGAGUUUUUUUUUUUUUGCUUAAAUUGUAAAGCAACUGAAAUGCAGAAGUAUCAGCAUGUGUGUGGGGAACGUUUUAUUUUG
Messenger RNA from Lactuca virosa, 1797 nucleotides. The record is from the annotation of a GenBank genome assembly. Lineage: Eukaryota; Viridiplantae; Streptophyta; Magnoliopsida; Asterales; Asteraceae.